AGCAAGAAGCUGCGCCUGCCGCAGCUGGGCCACGCGCUGUCCUUCGAGGACUACGCGGUGCUGGCGCGCCACAAGAAGCGCAAGGAGCGGGCGCGCGCAGCGGCGGCGACGGCGGCGGCGGUGUCCACGGGCGUGCGCUCCGACGACGACUCGGCCACCACGCCCGCCACCCCGCCCACGCCCACGCCCACCGCCCCCGCGCCCGCGCCCGAGCUGCGCGCCAGCGGCCCCGACCCCUACGAGAAGCUGCACUACCGCACGGAGGCUCCGAGCAGUGGCUCUGCGAGCGACUUGGACGGGUAUGGACCGAGCACAAGUCUCGACUCCGACCAAGAUGGCAAGAAAUACUGGGUGAGGUCAGGUUCUGAAGGAUCAGUACAAUCUUGGGCAUCAAGUUUGAGUUAUGAAAGCCAGUCAGAUGAAAAGACUGCAGAAGCUGUGGAAUUUAUGCGUACAUUUGUGAGUGACUUAUUCAAAGAUAGUGCUUCAAUUCCUUUGGAUCAGAAGUCAAAGUUUGGGCAGCUAGCACAGCAUGAAGCUGGACGAUUAUGGUUUGCUCGAUUUGUCAAUGCUCAGCGAGUUCAUCAUAAGAAAGUUGAUGAAUCAACAUUCUACAGCUUAGUGCAGUACUUUGCUAUAGUUCUCUUUGAAUGCGCUGAUGCAGAUGACUUUUCACCAGCUAAAUCACUCAUGAAUAUGUGCUUUACAUUCUACCAUGAAGUGGAUGUUCCUGGGUGUGAACCUUACAAAGAGUAUCUCUACACCUAUUUACGUGAGCAGACCAUCUGGCACAGCUUGCGUUUUUGGAAUGCUGCCUUUUUUGAUGCACUGCAAUGUGAAAGAGUGCAUCGUCCCGUUGUGACUCGUGAUGACAUUCAGAGCAACAGUCUGGAGGCUAUUACGGAUGAGAAACAGUAUCAAGAGAAUAUUACCUUUGGUCAAUUAGGAACAUUUACAUACAACAUGCACGCGUUUGGUUUAACUAAAGAGCUAUGUUCAGAGUUCCUGAGGAAGCAAUGCAUCAUUGCCAACCUGAGUGAAGAGCAAGAAAAAAUGCUUCGAGACAACGUGGAGAGGAUGUACAGGGAAACAGAUCCAUGGCGAUAGUCUUCAAAAUGACAACAAUUCAACAUUAAACAAUAUUUAUUGGACAGGUUCAUUACAGGCUGACUAGUAAUCUUAGAUAAUGCAAUGGAGCAUUUCAAAUUGAACUCUUUUAAUAAUCAUACAUUAAAGACUGAGAAGAUAUUCAUAUGAGAAUGAAUGUAAGCAUUUUGCUUAAAUAUUGCAGCUUUCAGAGACAAUAACAAUAGUGAUAAGGGAAGAGCAGAAUAACAUGGUGCAGAGGGAUAGGAUACCAAGUGACUGAAUAGGUGAUGAUUCUGGAAUGUCUGGGUCAGUCUCCAAUAUUACAACUCUUCCACAAUUCAUCUGAGUAGAAACCAUUAGAUACAUUGUAUACAUUAUUUUAACAUUUCACUUUACUUCCACUGAAUAAAACAUUAAUGCUCAAUCUGUUAUUCUCUAGAACAGAUAUAUAUAGAGCAAAUAAUAGUGUAUUUUAUAAGACAGUUUUUGAAUUCUUCUACAUACUUCAAUUAGACAAAAUAGUUAUAUUCAAUUGCAAUAAAUGAUUUACUUUCCUAAUCAAAACAAUCUAGAAUUAUGCUAAUUUUAAAAAAUAGAUUAUCAUCAUUAAUUACAGUACUGAGCCACUAAAAAUUAUUUUCAUUCAGGUGCUUGUCUUAGACAAUCAGUUACAAAAAGAAGGAAAGUUUAAUUUUUGACACUUAGCUUGGUACUGCAUUUUGAGGGCAUACAGACUGGAAGCAAUAAGUGAGAUGUUCCUAGUUGGGAUGAACUGGGCACAUGGGCAUAAUCCCAAUCAAGUUUGUAUCCAAGACUUAUCCAUUUGUAAUCUUCUAUAAGGGUUUUGAAAUUAAAAUAUAUUUUUAACAUCAUAAGAAAUAUUCUAAGUUAUAGCUGUGUAUCACAUUGAUUAUUUCUCCAAUAAACAAAAUCCGAUUUUUGUAAGUUCCUAUACAUAUAAUACAUAAACCAAUGACUCACAUCGUGGCGAUUUUCUUUUUAACCAUGUUUUUAAGACAGAAACAGAAUAUAUCAGGGUACUGAUUAGUAUACAAUAAAAACCAACAGUGAUAUGCAAUGUCAAAUAGCUGAUAGCAUAGGUGUCAUUCUUAAAAAAAAUAAACAGAAGAAAGGAAAAUUUGUCUCCACAAUGUGAAUAAAACCAAAAACAAUUUUUUUGUAAUCAUAAAAGAAACUAAUUUUAUAUUGGAUGAAAUGGAUGUUUCAAAAGAUACACUUCAAAACAACAAAUUACUUUUGAAAAUCAGUUAUUAUAACUACAAUAUGUGUUUAGAACAAAAUUAUUUAAGAUUUCUGGAUUUUUAGUUACCUUUUGUCAUUUUUCA
This is a messenger RNA of Gryllus bimaculatus (two-spotted cricket), 2435 nucleotides long. NCBI's taxonomy places the organism in Eukaryota, Metazoa, Arthropoda, Insecta, Orthoptera, Gryllidae. The record is from the annotation of a GenBank genome assembly.